AUGUUUUUCUAAUUUAAUCGAAAAUAAAAAUAAAAAUUCGCCGGAAUUUGGGUGGAUUAAAGUUUGUAUAGACCGAUUCUGGAACUAAAGCCCUUAAAGAAUGGAGGAUUUUGUGAGUUAUUUUUGGAAAGCGAUGGAUGAUAUGAACAUUGAGUAUGUAAUAUGAAUCCCUUUGGAGGCCAUUUCGAUCGAAACCAAUAUCAUUAGAGAGCAAUAAUGGAGUCAUUCCGAGGACAAGGUGGCAUUCAAAUGCUAUUAUCUGCAGAACAAGAUGCCCAGCAAGUCAUAUCCACCGCUAGAAACAAGAAGAUGGCCAGACUGAAACAAGCUAAAGAUGAAGCUGAAAGGGAAGUGGCCCAGUAUCGUGCCCACAUGGAGGCUCAAUAUCAGAACAAACUCUCUGAGACAAAUUCUGGGUCCUAUACGCAACGGCUGGAAGAUGAAACCAAGGUUAAGAUCCAGAAUUUGAAAGAAUCAUCCGAACGAGUUUCAAAGGAUGUUGUUCAUAUGCUUCUCCAAUAUGUUGCCUCUCCCAGAAUUUAGAACAACGGUUGGAGGUUGAUAAUUGAGGGUGGAAUCUAUAAAAGUAAGCAUGCAACCUUGGGAACUGGAAAGAAGCGAAGAAGCAAGCAACCUUGUCGAGAAGGAAUUGGAUUGGCCGGCGCACACAGCAAUCCCUUUCAUUUUAUAAAAAUUUGUAGUAUUAGAAUUGUAUUCAUAUGUGGAAGAAGUAAUGCAGCCCAUG
Messenger RNA from Cucurbita moschata (crookneck pumpkin), 745 nucleotides. Its product is annotated as V-type proton ATPase subunit G3. Gene Ontology annotation, molecular function: proton-transporting ATPase activity, rotational mechanism. Gene Ontology annotation, biological process: proton transmembrane transport. The record is from RefSeq and is a predicted model, not a curated record. Lineage: Eukaryota; Viridiplantae; Streptophyta; Magnoliopsida; Cucurbitales; Cucurbitaceae. Gene Ontology annotation, cellular component: vacuolar proton-transporting V-type ATPase complex. The coding region runs from base 217 to 543 and encodes 108 amino acids. The transcript has 4 exons.